AUGCCUGCAAACUGGCCAAAACACCAAAAAAAACAAAAAAUAGGCAACACAAAGAGCACAGCUCAGCAGACAGCAAGCACAACAGUGCACAGCAGCACCAGCACAAGCACAACACAUAGCACCAGCAGCACAGACAACAAAACAGCAGUGCAGCAGGAGCCUAGAACAGCAGCUAGCACUGCAGACCAGCAGCAACAGCAAGCAGCAGGUACAGCAACACCAGCAGCAGACAGCAGGACAGCACAGCAGGCAGCAGCAGAAAACAGCAGAGCAGCAACAGCAGAUCAGCAGCACCAACAGCAGACUGCAGCAGACAGCAGACAGCACAACAGGCAGCAGACAGCAGAAGCACAACAGGCAGCAGCAGUGCAGCAACACAAACAGCAGGCAGCAGCAACACAGUAG
Chenopodium quinoa (quinoa) is the source of this 405-nucleotide messenger RNA. Its product is annotated as AF4/FMR2 family member 4-like. NCBI's taxonomy places the organism in Eukaryota, Viridiplantae, Streptophyta, Magnoliopsida, Caryophyllales, Amaranthaceae. The record is from RefSeq and is a predicted model, not a curated record. The transcript has a single exon. Bases 1 to 405 code for a protein of 134 amino acids.